CCGCGGCCGCGUCGUCGUCGUCGUCGUCCGACGCCGUCGCGAUGCCGCCGGCCACGAAGCCGCCGAGCCCCUUUGGCAUGUUGUUGAGUCGCCUGUCCAGUUCCGUCACCUUCCUCUCGCAAUACAGGACGAACAAGGUCGUGAAGACGUUCGAUAAGUCGUUGGUCCGCCUGCACUUGUUCUUCAUGUUCGUGGUCGCGGGCUUCGCCGUGUCCUCGAUCAUAUUCUCGCAUAACUACAUGGCGUUCGACGACCCGGCUAUUUUCGUGGAGACGAUCUUGGUAACGGAUGAUUACGACACCGCGUUCUCGACGACGGUGAGCAACUUGGCCUACUGCGUGUACGGGACCGCGGCGACGAUUUACGAAGAAGUGGACUACAUCGCAGGGUUCGACACGAGCCUCGUGUACACGAACCCACAGUGCGUGACGCCCCAACCGGCGGAGUUCACCCAGAUGAACGACAGAGCAGCGUGGAUAUACACGCACUUUCGGGAGACGAUGUACUCGCGGACGUGCUCCGGGACCUACACCGCGAGCGCCAACGUGUUUGACACGUGCUCGGACGCCGCUACGAGCGUCGCGGACGCGUACGUCGCGCGCGCGGAGACGCUCAAGCUGAAGUUUCAGUUCCGCGUGAAGAGCGAGAACGGGAUAGACCAGCUCCCGGACAAGCUGAUCAUCGGCUCGGACACGUACUACCCGAAGAGAGAAGGGUCGUACGUCGAGAUCUCGGUGACAGAUCUUUUGGCGUUGGCGGGCGUAGACUUGGACGCGGACAUGACGGGGUACGCUGGCAGCGCCACCAGGUACGUGAACUCUCCGAACGUGCCUUACCGUUUCAUGGGGGCGAAGAUCAUCCUAGAUAUCGACGUGCGAAACACGCGGGAGUUCGCCGAGUGGGAUCCGUUCAACUACGACGUCGUCGCGACAGUCACCCCGACGCUACUCCCGACCACGGAGCGAUACGGGCCGGGCAAAGAGUACCACUACACGGCCGAUUACGGCACGAACUUACAGUCGAAGGAAGGGACGUGGUCCGAGCGCGAUUGGUCCGGCGUGCUUUUUUCCUUUCACGCCCACGGCGACCUCGGCGCGUUCGAGUACUACGCCCUCAUCGCGACGCUCGUGAACGCGUUCGUGCUCAUCGCGCUCGCGACGGUCGUCACGGACUUAAUCGGAGAGAUCACGAACGAACGGUUCCAGGACGACAAGUACGAGGACGACGGCGAGCGCACGCUGUUAGAAAACAUGGCGGAGAACUACGAGAAGAAGGAGCACAAGGGCGUGCCGUUCAACCCGCAUUUCUUGCGCCUCGUGAACGAUGACGACGAGCCCGGGAUGAGCUACGAAAACGCCAUCUACGAUUUAUACGACCAAGUCCGAGACGUGCGCGACCGCCUGAACAUGAUUCCUCAGGACGAAGCCGAGUUCGUCGAAGGCUCCGGGCCGAACCACGUCGAGGGCGGACACAAAGUCCUCCACCUCGUGGAGCAGAUGACGGAGCAGCAGGUCAUCUCGCACAUGGAGGAGCACGACGGCAAGAAGCCGGAGCCGUUCACCGUCGACCUGCACCAGGGGGCGCAGAUGAUGGGCCGAGGCGUCGGCGGCGUGUGGAGCAAAGCCGUGAGCCGGCAGCAGUUCACGCUGACGAUCGUGAAAGAAAAGAUCCGAAUGAAAGCCCUGAGGGACGGACCGGGGUACAUGAUCGACGACAGCGGGCGGUACGACCCGUUGCCCGCGUCCAAGGCGGUGGUUUUAAAAGAGGGCGAUCAGGUCGUCUUUCGCCUUCGAGAGGGAAAGCUAGGCGGGCACCUCGGCGUGUUUAAGAUCGAAGAGAAGCGGCACGUCGAGAAGAGUUGGCUCGCGGAGAUAUUCAACUGGUCGUGAUGAGCGAUGAUCGAGCGUCCGUCGGUCGGCCCCUUCGGGUAUCGUGUAUCAGUGGUAACAGACGCGCGCGUCUCGCGUGAGAGCGCGUAGACUACACGUACACUACAGUGUAGAUCUGAUUACAAAAAGACUGAGCUCUAACCC
Molecule: messenger RNA, 2033 nt
Organism: Micromonas pusilla CCMP1545
Lineage: Eukaryota; Viridiplantae; Chlorophyta; Mamiellophyceae; Mamiellales; Mamiellaceae
Exons: 1
Coding region: 42-1889 (615 amino acids)
Source: RefSeq, a predicted model, not a curated record